AGGCGGAAAAGCCGGGAGGAGGAGCGCCGCGCGUCCGUGCCGCCAGCCGACGGGGCGGCUGCUGGCCUCUGGGGCCGGGCCUGCCCCGAGCCGCGCGCCAUGGCGUCGGAGCGGCCGCGGGAGCCCGCGGGCGAGGGCAUCAAGUUGUCAGCAGAUGUCAAACCGUUUGUCCCCAAAUUUGCUGGGCUCAACGUGGCAUGGUCAGAGUCUCCGGAAGCUCGUGUGUUCCCUAGCUGUGCAGCCUCGUACUAUCCGUGUGUUCCGGAGCUGCCAGGCCCUGAGCAGAAGCUCUAUACUGACGAGGUGGCCUUUGGAGCUGCAACGUUUCCAGCCCAGUAUCUGUCUUCUGAGCUCGCCGUCCAUCCGUGCAGCUACUCUCCGUACCCCAUGGAGCCUGUGCAGCACAUGUGCCCGGUGCCGGGCUCGCCGUACGCUUACGGCCACCCCGGCUGUGACCGAGCGUUUCAGACUGUGAAGCCACGGAGCGAGCAGAUGUGCGCUCUCCCUCAUGGCACGAAAGCUCUGUUUAAGAAAAAAACGUACGAUGAACAAAAGUUUGAUAGCAAGAAGGCUGACGGACUUCUGCCAUCCGAUCUGAAAUCAGGUGGAGGCUCCCAUCCUACGUCCAUCCACAUGGAUGCUAAUUUGAAAUCAGAUGCUUAUCACCGACGGGUGGACAGGAAGUCCAGAAUCGUUGAGAAAAGUGGAUCUGCUUCCAAGCCGGAGUUUGAAUUUACUAGGCUGGAUUUUCCUGAACUGCGAGGUCCAGAGAACAGGGAGAUCACUGAGACGCAGAAGCAGCCCCAGUGGGGGCCUCUGCGUUCUGCCUCAGCCGACCUCUCUCUCCUCAGGGAGGUGGGGAAGCCCGCCAUGGGGACAGCAGAGGGUGAAGGAGCGGCGAGAAGCCCGAGCGUGGCCGAGUCCAUGGCCCCCGGUGCCGUGGCCGGGACCUCCUCGUGCGCCAGAGAGUUAUCUUGGACACCAAUGGGUUAUGUUGUUCGGCAGACAUUAUCGACAGAACGGCCACCAGCCCCUAAAAACGUUACUUCCAUGAUAAACCUAAAGACGGCUGCUUCAUCAGCAGACCCCAAAAGCGCUAGUAUGUCACCCUCUGAAGUUUUCUCUUCGGACUCUUCCUGCAAAGAGAAACACGCCUACUCUAUUAAAAAGUCCAAAGCGUCACAAGGUGGCGAUCCUGAACAAAAUGAAGCCUCAAGAAAGCAUAGGAAAAAGAAAGAAAAGCCUAACUCAACAUAUGAAGUGUUGACAAUUCAAGAGCCACCAAGAAUUGAAGAUGCCGAGGAGUUCCCCAACCUGGCGGUGGCAUCCGAGAGAAGAGACAGAGUGGCAUGUCCGAAAUUUCCAUCCAGACAGCAGCCACAGAAUAAUUUUAAGAGCAGUGGAAAGAAGAGCCAGAUUCCGGUACAGCUGGAUUUGGGUGGGAUGCUGGCUGCUUUGGAAAAGAAGCAGCACACCCAGAGUGCGAGAGCAUCCUCCAAGCCAGUGGUGUUCUCGGUUGGGGCGGUGCCAGUUCUCUCCAGAGACCCCGCGUCUGGGAAGAAGGGCCACUUCAACCAGCUGAAGACCCCGCACAACCCCUUGGACUCCAGCGCCCCGCUGAUGAAGAAGGGGAAGCAGAGGGAGGUCCCCAAGGCCAAGAAGCCAACCUCGUUGAAGAAGAUUAUUCUGAAAGAGCGGCAGGAGAGAAAGCAGCAGCGUCUCCAAGAAAACGCUGUGAGCCCAGCUCCCGCCAGUGACACGGUGCAGGACAGCGAGUGCGGUGGCGACGAGGCCCUGGGGCAGGCCAAGCCUUCAGAGGGCACAGAGGAGUCGGUGUCCCCCACUCCCACAGGGCAGAGCAAGCCCGAAGAGCCGCCGCCAUCCGAGCCCCAGAAGGAGGUGGACGGCCGGCGCCCGGGCCCCGAUGGCGCUGGCUGCCCCAGGAUCCACAGCCGGAGGUUCCGGGACUACUGCAGCCAGAUGCUGAGUAAGGAGGUUGACGCCUGUGUCACGGACCUGCUCAAAGAGCUGGUGCGCUUCCAAGACCGCAUGUACCAGAAGGAUCCUGUCAAGGCCAAGACCAAGCGGCGGCUGGUGCUGGGGCUCAGGGAGGUGCUCAAGCAUCUGAAGCUCAGGAAGCUGAAGUGCAUCAUUAUCUCUCCCAACUGUGAGAAGAUCCAGGCCAAAGGCGGGCUGGACGACACCCUGCACACCAUCAUCGGCUACGCCUGUGAGCAGAACAUCCCGUUCGUGUUCGCGCUCAGCCGCAAAGCCCUGGGGCGCAGCCUGAACAAGGCUGUGCCUGUCAGCGUGGUGGGCAUCUUCAGCUACGACGGCGCCCAGGACCAGUUCCACAGGAUGGUGGAGCUGACGAUGGCCGCCCGGCAGGCGUACAAGAUGAUGCUGGAGAAUGCGCGCCAGGAGCUGGCGGGGGAGCCCUCACCCCUCACCCCGGGCAGCCCGCCCCCACCCCCACCCCUGCAGGGCGCCCCUGUGCUCCCCACCGGGACAGACGAGCCACACUACAUGGAAAUCUGGAGAAAACACCUGGAAGCCUACAGUCGGUGUGCCCUGGAGCUGGAGGACUCACUAGAGGCUUCGACCUCGCAGAUGAUGAACCUGAACCUGUAGGAAGACUUCAUGGGGUGCGCGGGGGAUUUGGGGUGCGGAGGGGGUUGUGGAAGACUUUGGGGCCUUCUCAGUUCCUCGUUGACCUGAUGUAUUCUGUGUGGCUGUUUAAUUGGGAGGCGAAGCUGAGCUGUGCAUCCGGGGACCGGGCACUCAGGUGUGCCGGCGGGGGCCUUUCCAGAAGUUCUGGAGUUGCGGCUUCGGGUCUAUGAGCACAUGGAGUCCGGAAAGACCGUGUGCUGCUCGGAGUCCUGUGCUGUGAAGGAGCCCCUCUGAUGCAGCGGAGCUGAGCUGAGCCAUGUUCGUCCGUGCGAGGUCGUGGCCGCUGACCGGCACGGCCGCAGGGGAGCAUCCAGGCGGGCGGCGCCGGUCAGAGGCAGGGGCUUUCUGGGGACCUGGCUUUUUGGCUGGAAGAUUUGGGGAUACUUGGAGGAUUUGCUACAAAUGAGCCUCGGAGGGAAAAUUGGUUCUUUAACCUGUGAUCUUUUGACAUGAAUUACUCCUUUUUGUCUUUAUUUUUCCAAGAAGCAAUGUAUAUGGAGGUUCCUAAAUUUCAGUUUUGAUGAUCUACAGCUCCUUUCUGUCUCUGGUUAAUGAACCUGUUGUGAAUGUGGGUUCUGGCUGGGAGGCCAGCAGGGUAUCGCCCUUGUGCUCUCUUGCAGGAGGGCGUAUUUAUUUGGAAUAAAGAGCGAUGAUUUAAGA
Molecule: messenger RNA, 3330 nt
Organism: Hyaena hyaena (striped hyena)
Lineage: Eukaryota; Metazoa; Chordata; Mammalia; Carnivora; Hyaenidae
Gene: SECISBP2
Product: SECIS binding protein 2
Exons: 17
Coding region: 100-2631 (843 amino acids)
Biological process (GO): selenocysteine incorporation
Cellular component (GO): ribonucleoprotein complex
Molecular function (GO): ribonucleoprotein complex binding; mRNA 3'-UTR binding; selenocysteine insertion sequence binding
Source: RefSeq, a predicted model, not a curated record